CAGGAAACACCAUUAGCCCAUUUUCCCAUGCUUGCUGCUCCCUUCCACUCUCUCACUCUCUCUCUCUCUCCCGGGGAGUUUUAGGGUUAGGGUUUCUCUUUGUGGAUUAGGGUUUUUGUUCCCUAAUUAUUCUCUUCUACUAGGAUCAUUUUAGAGUUCUUCUUUUCUCCUGUCUGUGGUCUGUAUCAGGGGGGCUUGGGGGGGACUUAAAUGGCGGGGGAGCUUCGCGGGCCCGCGCCAUUCAUUAAAAGCUGGAAGCUUCUCUAGGUUUGGUCCCUCGCAGCGGUGGAGUUGUUGCCCUCUUCAUUCGCCCCCCUGUUCUUAUAUCGGAGAAGAAAAAUCUCUCCUUUGCUCCUUGCUUUGUGUGUGGAAUGCUGAGACAUGGGAGAAAAAAGAAAUCUGUAACCAUCCAACUUCCUUCUGGAAAGGCACCUGCUGGUGAUAUGCUUGUCCGGUUCAAUUCUGGCCAAAGUCAGACCAUUGGUAGCCCAUGAAACACAUCUAGCAAUAUAUGAUGCGUCUAAAACUGAGUGUCUUCAUCAGUGGGUUCCCCAGUAAAGUCUUUCUGCCCCAAUAUCACAUGCAUGCUACUCACGCAACAGGCAACUGGUCUUGAUGGGGUUGUUUAGAAGAUUAUUGGUGGUAUUUCUUGUUGUAAUCCCUUCCUUAGCUCAGCUCCCCUCGCAAGAUAUCAUAUCCCUCCUUGAGUUCAAGAAGGGGAUCACCCAUGACCCUACUGGCUACAUCUCAGACUCGUGGAGUGAGGUGUCUAUUGACUUUAAUGGCUGCCCUUCAUCUUGGAAUGGCAUUGUGUGCAAUGGUGGAAAUGUGGCAGCUGUUGUCCUCGACAACCACAGCCUCUCUGGCACUGCUGAUCUUGCUGUGCUUGCCAACCUAACAAUGCUUGUUAAGCUCUCGAUGGUCAAUAAUAACCUCUCUGGGAGAUUGCCGGACAAUGUGGCUGAGUUCAAGAGCUUGAAAUAUCUGGAUAUCUCCAACAAUGCAUUCUCCGGGGAGCUGCCUCAAGAUCUUGGGAAGGUUCGGAGCUUGCUGAACCUGUCAUUGGCCUGGAACAACUUCUCUGGGCCAUUGCCUGACUCUAUUGGGGGGCUUGCCUCGAUGCAGUCCCUGGAUUUGAGCCACAACUAUCUGUCUGGCCCCUUGCCCUUGUCAUUGAAGAGUCUUAGGAACUUGGUCUCAUUGAAUCUCUCGUACAAUGCUUUCACAGAGAAGAUACUGACUGGGUUGGAAAGGAUGAGUAAUCUGGAGUCAUUAGACCUGAGCUGGAACCAAUUGGAUGGUGGCAUUGAUUGGAAUUUUCUCAUGGACUCAAGCAUUGUUCAUGUCGAUUUUAGUGGGAAUUUGCUCACCAGUUCAAACCCAAAGGAGCUAAAGUUCUUGUCUGAUAUCUCGGAUACAGUUAAUUAUUUGAAUCUGAGCAACAACCGACUAACUGGGUCGCUGAUUGAAGGAGUUGAGUUGUCUACUUUUGGGCGUUUGAAGGUGUUGGACUUAAGUUAUAAUCAGUUAUCAGGGGAGCUGCCAGGCUUUAAUUAUGUUUAUGAUCUUGAGGUUCUAAGGCUAGGAAACAAUGGCUUUUUUGGAUUCUUACCAAGUGGUCUUCUGAAGGGGGAUUCUCUUGUUUUAAGUGAACUAGAUUUGAGUGCAAACAAUCUGUCAGGACAUAUUAAUAUGAUCACAUCAACAACUUUGCGUGUCCUUAAUCUUUCCUCUAAUGCUAUUUCUGGGGAACUUCCGUUGCUGACAGGAACCUGCACAGUUCUAGACCUAUCAAAGAAUCAGUUCACUGGAAAUUUGUCUGUGAUUGCAAAAUGGACAGAUGACCUUGAAUAUAUUGAUCUAAGUGAGAAUCAGUUGAUGGGACCCAUUCCGGAGGCAGCCUCACAGUUUUUACAGCUUAAUUACCUCAAUCUCUCCCAUAAUGCUCUCAUGAACACCAUCCCAGAAGUUCUUGCUCAGUACCCCAAGCUCUCUGUUCUUGAUCUCAGUUUUAACCAGUUCAGCGGUCCUAUUUUAACCGACUUGUUGAAGUCCGCCACAGUGCAAGAGCUUUAUCUUCAAAAUAACUUACUUGCAAGUAGCAUAAUUUUCUCUCCAUCUUCAUCGAAGAAGUCCAACCUUCGUGUGCUUGAUAUUUCUGGCAACCAUUUCAAUGGCAGUUUUCCGGAUGAUUUUGGCUCCUUGACUGGUCUGCAAGUGCUUGAUGUUUCUGCAAAUAAGUUCUCCGGUUCUCUGCCACCAGCUGUUACUAAACUAAUUUCCCUUACUGCCCUCGACAUAUCCCUCAAUGACUUCACGGGCCCAUUGCCUGCAACAUUACCUGGCACCCUUGUAAAAUUCAAUGCCUCUUACAAUGAUCUAUCUGGAAUUGUCCCAGCAAACCUGAGAAAGUUCCCAGAUUCUUCUUUUCAUCCAGGAAAUUCUAGGUUGCAAUUUCCAGGAGGCCCACCUGGAGCUGGCAGUGCUCCAUCUGGAAGUCCUGGGCACAAGGCAAUCAGACCUUUUGUCAAGGCUGCAGUUAUAGCAGCUUGUGUUCUGGCUUUGGUGAUUUUAAUCCUUUUAGCAAUUCUUUUGCAUUACAAGAGGAUUUCAAGGAAAUCUCAGUCAGAAAGGGUUUCAGAUAAAAAUGCUCAGAGGAGGACCUUGCCAGAUACUACAGGGACCAAAGGCAGGGAAGCUGGUGGUGCAUUGGUGGUGUCAGCUGAAGAUCUUAUAGCUCCCCGGAAAGGUACUUCAUCUGAGAUAAUUAGCCCAGAAGAGAAAAUGGCUGCUGUCUCUGGCUAUUCACCACCAUCCAAGAAUAGCCACUUCUCAUGGUCACCAGAUUCGGGGGAUACAUAUCCACAGGAAAAUCUGGGAAGGUUGGAUGUCAGGUCACCGGAUCGGUUGGCAGGAGAUUUACAUUUCUUGGAUGAGACAAUCACACUGACACCAGAAGAAUUAUCAAGGGCACCAGCAGAAGUAUUGGGAAGGAGCAGCCAUGGGACUUCUUACAGGGCGACACUCGAUAACGGGGUGUUCUUGACAGUGAAGUGGCUCAGAGAAGGUGUGGCAAAGCCAAAGAAAGAAUUUACUAAAGAGGCAAAGAAAUUUGCAAAUAUCAGGCACCCUAAUGUUGUGGGGUUGCGAGGUUACUAUUGGGGCCCCACACAGCAUGAGAAGCUUAUCUUAUCAGAUUACAUCUCACCUGGAAGUCUUGCUAGUUUUCUUUAUGAUCGACCUGGAAGGAGAGGCCCGCCAUUAACCUGGGCCCAGCGGCUUAAAAUAGCUGUUGAUGUUGCACGUGGCCUAAACUAUCUCCAUUUCGACCGAGCUAUUCCCCAUGGCAACCUCAAAGCCACCAACAUACUACUGGAUGGCCUCGACCUCAAUGCUCGUGUCGCGGACUACUGCCUGCACCGCCUGAUGACCCAAUCGGGGACCAUCGAGCAGAUCCUCGACGCCGGCGUGUUGGGCUACCGUGCCCCGGAGCUGGCAGCAUCCAAGAAGCCAUCCCCAUCCUUCAAGUCGGACGUGUAUGCCUUUGGGGUGGUGCUGCUGGAACUCCUGACCGGCAGGUGCGCCGGGGACGUCGUCUCAGGGGAGGAGGGAGGUGUUGAUCUUACCGACUGGGUGAGGCUGAGGGUGGCCGGAGGUCGAGGGUCGGAUUGCUUCGAUCCAGCCAUGGCCCCUGACAUAGCGAAUCCAGAAGCUGCUAAGGGCAUGAAGGAAAUGCUAGGGAUAGCUUUAAGAUGUAUUCGCCCGGUUUCAGAGAGACCAGGUAUCAAGUCUGUCUAUGAGGAUCUUUCAUCCAUAUAAAGUGCUUUGUUUGAUCCCUGUGUGUAGGACAACUAUUUUUGGCAAAUGCAAGUGCUGGCCUCGCCUUGAUGCCUAGCAAGUUUGAUUUGAGGUUUUUUUCAUAGUUCA
Messenger RNA from Phoenix dactylifera (date palm), 3927 nucleotides. Its product is annotated as LRR receptor-like serine/threonine-protein kinase GHR1. Gene Ontology annotation, molecular function: protein kinase activity; ATP binding; protein binding. Lineage: Eukaryota; Viridiplantae; Streptophyta; Magnoliopsida; Arecales; Arecaceae. Gene Ontology annotation, biological process: protein phosphorylation. The record is from RefSeq and is a predicted model, not a curated record.